AUGGCGAAGGUGUCGGCGAGCACGCACCAGGACCCGGCCAUCCUCGACAUGCUGGAGAUCAGCAAGAAGCGCCCGCCCAAGCUGAAGACGGCCGACCGGACGGUGUCGGUGCGCAUCGACAACUACUCGCCCGGCGCCGGCAGCGGUGGUGGAGGAGGGGGCAGCGGGGGCCGCGAGGGGGUCGGUGGGGGCAGCAGCCCGAUCCUGCUCGACACCAGCGGGCUGAUCGUGCACCACAGCCCGCAGGUGGAGCGGCUCUCGCCGAUCCCGCUGCCGAAGCACUCGCCCGACCCCUCCAAGGGGUUUUUCCGCGGCGAGGCGUCGCCGACGUCGCUGAAGGUGGAGGACCCGUGGAGCAUCGCGCGCAAGCAGUUCCGCCGCUCGGACACGCUGCACGUCUACUCGCCCUCGAUGCACCAGCUGCGGAAGGCGACCUCGUUCCACUCGCGCACCAACAGCGGCGGCUCGAACCCGGACGAGAUCGUGGCCGCGCCGAUCAUCCGGCACAGCAGCGUCCGCCACACGCACAUCUACCCGCGCGAGUACCUGGUGAAGCAGGAUAGUGGUGGGGGCGCGAGCAGCGGUCCGGGCGACGACGACGACGAUGACGAGGAGCUGGCGGCGGCGGCCUCAGCGGCGGCGGCAGCGAUGGCGGCCGGCUACCGGAGCCACUCACCGAACGUUGGCACCAACCGGCGGAACUGCCACAUGCACCGCUCGUUCAACGACCCCCAGAAGCGGAACGCGGCCUUCCUGCGGCGGGACUCGGUGAAGUUCCACUCGCUCGGCGAGGACAUGCCGGCGGAGGUGGUGGAGCGGAGCCCGCGGGAGGCGAAGAAGUUCAGCUCGGCGAACGCGUCGCUGGAGAACGAGAUCUACCGCUCGCGCAGCAACAGCCGCACGGACAAGAAGGGCGAAUCGUUCUCGGACUUCAUGCAGCGCCAGAACAGCAAGAAGUACCCGGCGAGCACGACCAGCCUCGACCAGGCGCUGCCGGGGGCGGGCGGUAGCUUCCGGCGGACGCUCAUCCAGCACAAGGCGCACCUGCUCAGCCCCAACCCGCCGUUCAUGGACGACGGCGGCUUCAAGCCGCAGAAGUCGCCCAUCUUCGACCAGAAGAAGUCGUACUCGCUGCGGUACAAGAACGGGCGGCAGGACGCGCGCGACAACUUCAAGGCGAAAAAGUCGAAAAGCUUCAUCGUGGACAUGGAGGGGGCGGCGAUGCCGCCGGCGCCGCCGGCCAUCAUAAGCGCCACCGGCAGCCCGUACCGGAAGGACAGCAUGGCGUUCACGCCGGAGGAGGCGGACAAGAUCUACAAGGCGUCCCGCAAGCUGUCCUCCAGCCUGAUGCUGGACGAUCUCGGCCGGACGGACAUCUCGCCCAUCCCGAUGGACAUCAUGGACAUCAACUACGGCGUGAUCAUGAAGACGUACCAGAUGAACCGCCAGAAGUCGCUGAACGCGUCGCGCAAGGGCCGGCGGAAGUUCGCCGACAAGAAGCUGGCGGCCGGCAGCAGCUUCGACGACGACACCGAGUCGUCCAAGAAGCGGAAGCGCAUCGUCUGCAUCGUGAUGAGCGUGUUUCUCGUGCUGGCGCUGCUGAGCGUGCUGGCGGUGCUGGUCACCCUCACGCACACCAGCUCCGGCAGUGCGGCCGGCUCGUCGCCCGCCCAGACCAAGACGCAGUACACGUUCGCGCGCGACACGCCCAUCCACGCCAUCCCGACCUACAUGGUGUCGAAGGACUCGCCCAAGCACUACAACGGCGCCAAUUGA
This is a messenger RNA of Anopheles coustani, 1776 nucleotides long. RefSeq lists its product as uncharacterized. The record is from RefSeq and is a predicted model, not a curated record. The transcript has a single exon. Lineage: Eukaryota; Metazoa; Arthropoda; Insecta; Diptera; Culicidae. The coding region runs from base 1 to 1776 and encodes 591 amino acids.